UAUACAGCAAUCAGAAAAGCAAUAGAUUCAAAAAUAAAAGAAGGUAUAUUUAUUGUAUGCAAAGAAUAUGCGCAUAUACUUCAAUUUACACGUUAUGUACAAUAUUUAUCGCCUUCGUUAGUGAGACGAGAUAAGGAUGCCUGUUCCAACAAAAAUUUACGCGUAAAACAUCAUAAAAUCAAUUAGAGCAUACAGCCCAGGUAGCAAGCUGACAUAAUUAAAUAAUUAAAUGACGUCAUUUUGUUACCUGGGAAAUUGGUCGAGUAUGAGGCAGGUUACCGUUUAGUUUGUACAAAUGUAUCGGUUUCUCGUCGCUCGCGAAUCUCAUCUCUAUUCGAUCUCCGGUUCGAAUCCGUCGACAAUUCAGAAACAUUCUGUUAUUGCGAUCACAUUUUUCUGCCUGUACGACGUGUGAUGAAGAAGCGUGAAAAAUCGGCAAAGGAGCCAGGCAAAUGGCGGCAGUUUAUCUUUACGGUGAUCAUUAAUCUGUCGUCGGUGCUCUAUGGAUUCUUUGUUGGAUGGCAAUCACCGGCAGUUCCGCAACUCCAGAAUCCAGAAUCGCCGGCCGUAGGAGGCAAACCUGUGACGGAUGAAGGUAUAUCCUGGAUGAAUGGCAUUAUGUUUUUGAUUGGUAACUUUAUGAUAAUGCUGCUUGCGGUGAUACCCGACAAGUUUAGUCGAAAGAGAUUCGGUUACGUUGUAACGUUGCCGAUCACAAUUUCCUGGUUCUUGAUCAUCUUCGCCACCGAACACAUAUGCAUCUACAUAGCGAAAGCUAUAAGUAGUAUCACCGGCGCCUGUCUGUUCUUCUUGGUCCCGAAUUAUGUGUCGGAGAUCUCAUGUGACAGCAUCCGCGGUACAUUAGCAAGUAUGUUCGGAACCAGUCUACAUUUCGGGAUACUGCUGGCUUACAUCUUAGGCGGCAUGAUGUCCCUGUAUAAUCUCGCUGUGGUUGGCGCGAUUUUGACCGCAUUGUACGUCAUCGUUUUCGCCUUUAUGCCGGAAUCACCGGUCUACCUGGUACGCCAAAAUCGUAUGCGUGAAGCAAUUAGAUCGUUGAAUUGGUUGAAAGCUGGAGAUACUGUAGUCGCAGAACAGACAUUGUCGCAUCUACAAUUGGAAGUUAAGGAAGCCGCAUGCACAAAAGCCGCCAAGCUAUCGGAUUUAUUUAGAGACAGAGCAACGAUAAAAGGACUAAUUAUCAUCUUGGGUUUGUACGGUGGUCAACAAUUUUCUGGAAUCUUUGCGGUGAUCAGUUAUGCGGAGAGUAUUUUCAAAAUGUCCGGCAGUUCAUUAUCGCCAAACAUGUCAUCCAUCAUAGUGCAAGCUAUAAUGCUUCUUGGUUCAUUUCUGUCGACGUCUUUAAUGGAACGUGCGGGUAGACGGCCUUUGCUUUUGAUAUCCUGCGCGGCAAUGUGCAUGUGUCAUUUUGUGAUCGGCGCGUUCUGCUACCUCCAAAAGUUACAAUAUGAUGUAUCCGUUUAUAAUUGGAUACCAAUCACAGUACUGUCUAUCUUCAUGAUAAUGUUUGCUCUGGGAAUGGGCAACGGACCAGUCGUGAUAAUGUCCGAAAUAUUCAGCCGCGACGUGACUAGCGUAGCCGUGACUGUGGGUUCUAUCAUGUGCUGGAUUUCAAGUUUUAUUGUAGUGAUGACCUUUGCCAAUCUCAUCGCUGUACUAGGUAUACACGGCUGCUUCUUCUUCCUUGCCGGCUCUUGCGCGUGCAGUUUCGUGUUCUGCUUCGUAUUGGUGUCGGAGACUAAAGGACGGACGCGCGAAGAUAUUGUUGAAGAGCUCAAUGGAAGUGGGCGGUAUAAAGAGAAGAAUGUUAAGCGUGUCAUCGAGGCGGACUCGGUAGAUGAGGCACUUGUGUAAAAAUAUUAUCCGUGUAUAUGUAUAUAUAGAUAUAUAUUGAU
Molecule: messenger RNA, 1916 nt
Organism: Nylanderia fulva
Lineage: Eukaryota; Metazoa; Arthropoda; Insecta; Hymenoptera; Formicidae
Product: facilitated trehalose transporter Tret1-like
Biological process (GO): transmembrane transport
Cellular component (GO): membrane
Molecular function (GO): transmembrane transporter activity
Source: RefSeq, a predicted model, not a curated record